Molecule: messenger RNA, 1465 nt
Organism: Alexandromys fortis (reed vole)
Lineage: Eukaryota; Metazoa; Chordata; Mammalia; Rodentia; Cricetidae
Gene: Mrs2
Product: magnesium transporter MRS2
Exons: 11
Coding region: 25-1323 (432 amino acids)
Biological process (GO): mitochondrial magnesium ion transmembrane transport
Cellular component (GO): mitochondrial inner membrane
Molecular function (GO): magnesium ion transmembrane transporter activity
Source: RefSeq, a predicted model, not a curated record
CCGUCUCCCGGUUGCCUGCGCACCAUGGAGUGCCUGCGCUGCCUGCCCCGGCUGCUACCCCGCGCCGUGCAGUCCCGGCGGGCCCUGUGUGUCGCGCGCCUGAGCCCUGUUGCCUUCUGCGGUCGCGCGACCCCUCUGCUCUCCGGGAACCAGAAGGCGCCGAGUUUGCCCGGCGCUGCAGGUGAUGUGCACCGGUCUAGAACCUCCGAUGCCUCUCAGGCUACCUUAGCCAGCGUGGCCCAAGUGUUUGCUGUGACAAAGUUUGACAAAGAAGGAAAUGUUACUUCUUUUGAGAGGAAGAAAACUGAAUUAUAUCAUGAGUUAGCACUCCAGGCCAGAGACUUGAGGUUUCAGCACGUGAUGAGCAUCACUACCAGGAACAACAGGAUUAUCAUGAGGAUGGAGUAUUUGAAGGCUGUGAUAACUCCAGAGUAUCUUCUGAUACUAGAUUAUCGGAAUCUAAACCUGGAGCAGUGGCUGUUCCGGGAACUGCCAUCACAGCUGGCUGGAGAAGGUCAGCUCGUCACGUACCCACUGCCGUUUGAGUUCAGAGCUAUUGAAGCACUCCUGCAGUAUUGGAUCAACACCCUUCAGGGAAAACUUAGCAUCCUGCAGCCGCUGAUCCUCGAGACCCUGGAUGCAUUAGUGGACCCCAAGCAUUCUUCUGUCGACAGAAGCAAGCUGCAUGUCCUGCUCCAAAAUGGCAAAAGCCUCUCUGAGUUGGAAACAGACAUUAAAAUUUUCAAAGAGUCAAUUUUGGAGCUUUUGGAUGAGGAGGAGAUGCUGGAAGAACUCUGUCUAACCAAGUGGAGUGACCCACAGGUCUUUGAGAAGAGCAGUUCUGGGAUUGACCAUGCAGAGGAGAUGGAGCUGCUGCUAGAAAACUACUACCGGUUAGCUGAGGACCUUUCCAAUGAGGCUCGGGAGCUUCGGGUCCUGAUUGACGACUCACAGAGCAUCAUCUUCAUCAACCUAGACAGCCAUCGAAAUGUGAUGAUGAGGCUGAAUCUCCAGCUAACCAUGGGCACCUUCUCUCUGUCACUCUUCGGACUAAUGGGAGUUGCUUUUGGCAUGAAUUUGGAAUCUUCCCUUGAAGAGGACCAUCGUGUGUUCUGGCUGAUUACAGGAAUUAUGUUUAUGGGAAGUGGCCUCAUCUGGAGGAGGUUGCUUUCAUUCCUUGGAAGACAGCUGGAAGCUCCUUUGCCCCCUAAGAUGGCCUCCUUACCUAAAAAGACCCUUCUGGCAGAUAGAAGGAUGGAAGUGAAAAACAGCCUCAGGCCGGAAGGACUUGGAGCAAGCCGGACUGUCCUGGCAAGCCGCUAACAGCAGCCUGGUAGACAAAGAUUGUUAUACUUCUGAAGCUAUUAUCUCUCUCUGAAGGGGAAAAAGACAACUGCUGUUUAAAUUAUGUCUGACUAAAAUAGUGUGGCAUUCAUAAUACUAAAACAUGGCUGCGUCUUCAGAA